CAGCUCCGACAACUGGACCCUUAGCCUGGGAACCUCCAUAUGCUGAAGGUGUGGCACUAAAAAGACCAAAAAAGAAAAAAGAAAAAAAAAUCACAUGUACACCUGAAACUAAUAUGAUGCCAUAUGCUAACUCUAUCUCCGAAACCCUGAAGCUGCAUAUUUGGGCAAAGGCUCCGCAGGUCCAUCGGCAGGAUUACUGAACCAUGGCCCAUGCGACCCGAGAUGCCAUGAGGCAGGUUUUCAGGAGCUUCCCUAGAAAGAUUUUGAAACCAGCCAGAGGAACAAGGAGGCUGUGCAGCUGACAGCGAGGAACGGGGCCCUUAAACCUGUGUCUGUCAGGGCUGGAGCCUAGCGGCCUGCAGGGGCUGCGUCUUCUGAGAUCGGAGGGGACGCCCGUUCUUGCUCCGCUUCUGCACCUGAGGCCCCGCUCCGCCCGGCGUGCCGGCUGCCAAGGCUGCCUAAAGGGGCCUGUGCCUCCUGGAAACCCUGGGAGACAGCGCCACUGCCCUGUGCCCGCUCAGGGCCCUGGCCUCCUGGCGCCAGCCUCACGCAUCUCAGUGGUGUCCUUGAGGGAAACUGUCACCUGCCAGGCAGUGGACGCGUCCCCAGAGUCCGAGUUUGGCCACCUUCGGUUCCCAGGGAAGGGGGGCAGGUAUCUGAUGAGAAGAGGCCGCUGCCUCUCAACCCCUUGGGGCAGCCGCACUGCUCUGCGCUCGUGGUUUCAGAUGUGGGCGGCCGUGUCAGCCUUCUGUGCGCGCGGGGCUCACGUCACCGGUCGAUGACUUAUCUCCUGAAUCGGGCUGAGGGCCUGUGCUGCAACCCCCGAGUGCAGGGUGACAAGUCGCCUCCAGGCCAGUCUCACUUGCCAUGGGACCCAGCAGACGUGUCCGGGAAGGCUGGACCUUGGAGAGCGAGGCCCUGAUGUGUGAGGUGGGCUCCCGGCUCCUGAUCUGCUCCUGCAUCUGUACCUGUGUCGGCCUGGGCGUCUCCGUCCCGGGGGAUGGAGCAGGGCCGGGGGCUGGGGCGUUCAGCUGCCACAACAACAACAUUCUCCGGAUCGACUGCCACUGGUCUGCCCCGGAGCUGGGCCAGGGCGCCAGCCCCUGGCUCCUCUUCACCAGCAACCACGCGCCGGGCAGCAAGCACAGGUGCGUCUUCCGGGCCAGCGUGUGCACCGUGGAGCUGCCGGCCGAGGAGGUGCUGGUGCCUUCUGACGACUUCACCAUCACCUUCCACCGUCACGUCUCUGGGCAGGAGCAGGUCAGCCUGGUGGACCCACAGUACCUGCCCCGGAGACACGUGAAGCUGGACCCCCCCUCUGACGUGCAGAGCAACGUCAGCUCCGACCACUGUGUCCUGACCUGGAGCGUCCGGCCCGCCUUGGAGCCGCUGGCCUCGCUGCUCAGCUAUGAACUGGCCUUCAAGAGGCAGGAGGAGGCCUGGGAGCGCGCUCGGCGCAAGGACCGCAUCAUCGGGGUGACCUGGCUUAAACUUGAAGCCGUCGAGUUGGACCCUGGUUCCACCUACGAGGCCAGGCUGCGUGUGCAGAUGGUCACCCCCGAGGACGCGGCGGACGAGGAGGAGCGCUACGAGGGCCAGUGGAGCGAGUGGAGCCUGCCCGUGCGCUUCCCCGCCCCCCGGAGGCGAGGUGCCCUGGCCCGCCCCCUGGGACAGCCCGACAGCGCCCUCGUCGCUGUGUCCAUUGUCCUGCUGCUGACCAGCCUGACCUACCUGCUCUUCAGGCUGUCGCCCAGGAUGAAGGUGGCCUGGUACCGGGACGUGCCCUCGCCUAGGCCAUUUUUCCAGCCUCUCUACAGCCUGCACAACGGGGACUUCCAGACCUGGCUGGGGGCCCACAGAGUGGGUCCGAAGGACGGGGUCAGCGCCCCCCAAGGAGGCUUGGCGGCUAGUGUUCGGGAGGCCGUUGCUCUACUCACCUACGACCCGACGGAUGCCUGGCGGUCUGUGGGCCUGGAGGAGGAGAGUAGCGGCACCAGCCUCCCAGCAGGUGCGUUGCCAGCAGGACUCAUGCAGUUGGCAGGACAAGCGCCCUCCUACCUGCCGCAGGAGGACUGGCUUCCUGCAAGCCCCGCCAGGCCAGCUCCCCUGCAGUCAGAGGGUGACAGUGACUACUGUGCCUUGGACUGCUGUGGAGAGGGCCUCCCUCCCACCUUCACAGGAGACGCGCGGGGCUCCCAGCCUGGCCUGGCCUUGGCCUGUGGCCUGUCCUAUGACCAGCAGAGCCUAGACGCCCAGCCAGGAGGUGACUGUGUGGGCGUCGGUCACCAUCAGAGGCCAGAUGCUGGUGAAGGGGCCACCUGAGGCCCCUGCCCUUGGCCCCAUCUCCAUGUGUUGCACUUGUCCAUCCUGGGGAACGUGGGCCGGGGUCCCUGGACCUGAGCCCUGAAGGGCGCUGGCUGAACCCGUGCAGGCGGGCUCUGCCCCCACUCCCCUGAGCAUCCUGCCAGCCAAGCCCCCGCCCCAUUCCCUCCCUGCUUCCUGGUUUAACUCCAGGCCCCUCUGGGACAAGGGGUGUUGGCCCCACCACGUCUUCUGUCCCCAGUCCCUUAAGGGGCCAGUCUGGGCCAAUGGGCACAGGUGAUCUGCUGUGACCAGGCUGAGUGUCCUGUUUCUGUGCCUGCCUGAGGUACUUCUACUGAGAUUAAAAGGGACAGGGUGGCUGUUUCAAA
Molecule: messenger RNA, 2690 nt
Organism: Sus scrofa (pig)
Lineage: Eukaryota; Metazoa; Chordata; Mammalia; Artiodactyla; Suidae
Gene: IL9R
Product: interleukin 9 receptor
Biological process (GO): immunoglobulin mediated immune response; cytokine-mediated signaling pathway
Cellular component (GO): external side of plasma membrane; membrane
Molecular function (GO): interleukin-9 binding; interleukin-9 receptor activity
Source: RefSeq, a predicted model, not a curated record